AUAAGUCAGACUUCACGGCUGCAGUUGCAGUACAUGGACCUGAGAUAGCAGAUAGUAGCCUUCGCGGCUACAGAAGCAGUGCAGCUAUAGCAAUACUAGUACUAGAUAUCUUUUUCUAUGUUCGGCAACUGCAAGCAAUGCAAAGACCAU
Racocetra persica is the source of this 150-nucleotide messenger RNA. Lineage: Eukaryota; Fungi; Glomeromycota; Glomeromycetes; Diversisporales; Gigasporaceae. The record is from the annotation of a GenBank genome assembly.